Molecule: messenger RNA, 2194 nt
Organism: Malania oleifera
Lineage: Eukaryota; Viridiplantae; Streptophyta; Magnoliopsida; Santalales; Ximeniaceae
Product: cytochrome P450 76T24-like
Exons: 2
Coding region: 415-2037 (540 amino acids)
Molecular function (GO): oxidoreductase activity, acting on paired donors, with incorporation or reduction of molecular oxygen; monooxygenase activity; heme binding
Source: RefSeq, a predicted model, not a curated record
AAAUUCUUGAGUGGUCGUCUAUGUGGCGUAGGAAAUCCUAGUUUGAGUGUUUGACCCUUAACCUUAUAUUUCUCUUCUUGCUCCCACCCAGAAAAAAUAAAAUAAUUAAAAAAGCGUCAGUCCUGUUACAAAUUAGAAUGGGCCGCCGCCCUUCUCUCUCUCUCUCUCUCUCUCUCUCUCUCUCUCUCUCUCCUGUGGGCACUUGAACACGGUCAAGGACGAGCAUGAAGAAGUAUGAUCUUCUCUUUCUCUCUCUCUCUCUCUGACCGACGACUCCAUCUGGGUGUACUCCAGGUGAGAGAGAACCAGUGCAGUGCUUCGACUUAAUUUGUUUCAUACUGAUUCAUAUCUCUCCUAUACCUAAUUUGUUUUUUAAUUCGAAGUCUUUAUCUUGAAUGGUUCAGCGUUGGACCCAUGGACGAUCGACCCAUUUCCCAGAAGCCUCAAACUGGCUAUAAAUUAUUAGGGACAGAUAUAUCUUUUUCAUUCAUUGCGCCAACCAAACUACAGCUACACCCAGCUACCCCCAUGGAUAACCUCACGGUACUACUACUCGUCGCACUCUCUAUUGCUUGGAUCUUCAUUCAUGCCUUCAAAUCCUUCCGCCUGAACUCAAACCCGGCAAAUCCCCUCCCGCCGGGCCCCCCUCGCCUUCCCCUCCUCGGAAACCUCCCCCACCUCCGCGGCGGAUCCCCCUACCAAAACCUCUCCGCUCUCGCCAAAACUUACGGCCCCGUCAUGUCCCUCAAGCUCGGAACCCUCACCACCGUCGUCUUCUCCACCGCAGACGCCGCUAGAGAGGCCUUGAGCAAACACGAUGCCCUCCUUUCCGAUCGAGUCACCCGCCACGUCUCCAAAGUCCUCGACCACAACAAGGUCUCCCUAAUACUGUCCCCGGUGUCCGACCGCUGGCGCAACCUCCGCAAGAUCUUGACGCUGCAGAUGUUCGUGACCCAGCGCCUCAACGCUGGCGAGGACCUCCGCCUGAAGAGGGUGCAGCAACUGCGGGAGCACCUGCAGGAGAGCUGCAGUGGCGGCGCUUCCGUGGACGUCAGCGGGGCCGUAUUCACGACGCUGCUGAACAUGACGUCGAACGCUCUUUUCUCGGUGGAUUUGGCGGGGUACGGUUCGGAGGAGUCGCGGGAGUUUGAGAGGAUUAUAUUUGGAGUAAUGGAGGAGAGCGCGAGUCCAAAUGUGGCGGAUUUUUUUCCUGUGCUGCGGUGGAUGGAUCCGCACGGCAGGCAGAAGAAGGUGAGGAUGCACUUUGAGAAGUUCAUGGGGGUGCUUGAUGAGAUAAUAAAUCAAAGGAGGGAAGAGAGAGGAAAUUCAAUGGGAAACAAUACGAUGAACGACGUGGCGGAUGCACUUCUGGAUCCCAAGCUGGAGAAGGACUGCGGGAUCUCUCUCAAUGAUAUCAGGCAUCUGUUUAUGGAUGUAUUUCUUGCGGGAAUCGACACAUGCUCGAGUAUGUUAGAAUGGGCAAUGGCAGAAUUACUUCACAAUCCUGAAAAAUUGGCAAAAGCUCGAGCUGAACUCCAAGAAGUGCUUGGCAAGGAGGGGCAAAUUCAAGAAUCAAACAUUUCAAAGCUCCCUUACCUGCAAGCAGUAGUGAAAGAAACCUUGCGACUGCAUCCGCCAGGCCCGCUCCUACUUCCUCAUAAAGCCAAAGCUAACGUUGAAAUAUAUGGAUUUGAAGUUCCCAAGAAUGCUCAAAUAUUAGUAAAUGUUUGGGCAAUUAACCGAGAUCCUAACUCGUGGUCUAAUCCAAACUCAUUUUCUCCUGAAAGAUUCUUAGAGAGCAAGAUUGAUUAUAGAGGACAAAAUUUUGAAUUUUUGCCUUUUGGUUCCGGAAGGAGGAUGUGCCCCGGAUUGCCAUUGGCUCAUCGAAUGAUGCAUAUGAUUUUAGCUACUUUUCUUUACUUUGAUUGGAAGCUUGAUGAGGGCAUGAAGCCACAGGACAUGGACAUGAAUGAAAGGAAUAGAGUGACCUUGCUGAGGAGGGCGCAACGUCUUCGAGCUGUUCCAAUCAAAGGUUGACUUCAUGCAUUACCAAUAUUUAUUUAUGUACGAAAGUAAUAUUAUUUUUUUUUUGUUCGUAUAAAAAUAAUUUGUAAAAUGUUUAGGGCAUGCUUGUUAUAGCCCAUGUUAUAUUUAUAAAGUUAAUUUAUAAUGAGAAGGUCUAAGAUUUUUAAAA